Messenger RNA from Vicia villosa (hairy vetch), 639 nucleotides. RefSeq lists its product as uncharacterized. Bases 1 to 639 code for a protein of 212 amino acids. The record is from RefSeq and is a predicted model, not a curated record. Lineage: Eukaryota; Viridiplantae; Streptophyta; Magnoliopsida; Fabales; Fabaceae. Gene Ontology annotation, molecular function: nucleic acid binding. The transcript has 2 exons. Gene Ontology annotation, biological process: DNA integration.
AUGGAUUUUAUUACUCACCUUCUAAACUCUCUUGGUCACACGGUGAUUUGGGUAGUGUGUGACAGGUUCACAAAGUUCUCUCACUUCAUUGCUCUUCCUACGAAGUUUUCGGCUAAGGAUCUUGCCCUUCGAUUCUCUGUGGAAAUAUGCCGCUUGCAUGGAGUCCCCAAGUCCAUUGUCUCUGACCGUGACCCCCUUUUCCUCAGCACCUUCUGGCGAGAAAUUUUCAAGGCUCAAGGAACUACCUUGAAAUACAGCUCUGCAUAUCACCCUGAAACCGACGGACACAGAAGUUAUGAACAGUUACGAGCUUUCCACAGUGAAGACACACCACCAUCGUCCUCGGUUAUUCCACCAGAGUUUGAAGAGUCAUCAGAGGUACAUUACGACGAGGAACGUCCUAACCUUGCUUCAUCGUUAUCAGACCUGCAAAAUCAACAACGUUUAACAUCAUCAGUGGAUCCACUCAAUGAUAACGACACAACACUUAGCCAACAAAGUUCCAUACCUAACUCUCUCUCAUUGGAUAGGUCAGUUGCUUUGAAUGAGGAAGGUUACUCCACCAAAGGGGAAGCGAAGAGGACAAAAGAGUUUGAAGGGGGAGAGAACCAAAGUACAAAGCAGAAAAAAUGUUUGUAG